UCUUCAUUUUAUAGCAUAAAACAAAAGCUAUCUCACAGGUUCCCUCUUAACUUUUAGGAUAAGUUUACCUCUUUUCUCUCUUUCCCUUUAAACCCCUCAUCUUCUUUCUUCUUCUUCUUCUUCUUUUUUUAAUUUCUUUCUCAUUACUUAGAAUAAUUAACUAACAAGUUAAGAAUGCAAAAUACAACUUAUGCAAAUCACACUUCUUCUUCUCAGCCAUUCAAUUCUCUCAACAUGACCAAUCAAAAACCCUAAAACCCCACCAAGAAAGUAACCUUUUCUUAACUUGAAAAAAAACCCCUUUUCUGUUUUUUGUUUUUGUUUCAUAAUUAUAAUUAUUUUAAUUGUUUGUUUAUUAUAUAAAAACACACACCCACCAUUUCUACAAAAUUAGGCUCUCUUAGCAGCCAUGUUUUUGUUGAUUUUUCAAAAACUAAAUUCUUUUGAAAACAGUCUCUUUUUCUUGAAUUAAUACCACAGAAGAGCAUUGUCAGAAACGUCCUCAAAUUCCUCAUUUUUACCUUUGAGGAUGUUUCCUCGUGUUCUUACCACUCUCUUCAUAUGGAUGGUUGCUUCUUCAAUCUCUUGUGUCUCUUCGUCUUCUUUCAAUCUUACAUUACCCCAUCAACAUCCUGACCCUGAUUCUGUUGCUGAUGAACUUCAAAGGACAGUGAAUGCAUCCGUAUGGAGAAGACAAAUGCUGUCCAUCGAAUCAAAGGAUCAAACAUUCUCUUGUCUCACCGGAAACCCCAUCGACGAUUGCUGGCGGUGCGACCCAAAUUGGGCAGCUAACCGCCAGCGAUUGGCCGACUGUGGUAUAGGGUUCGGGCGAGACGCCAUGGGUGGCAAAGGUGGAAAGAUCUACAUCGUUACCGACUCGUCCGAUUUGGAUCCGACGAACCCAACUCCGGGAACUCUCCGGCACGCUGUGAUCCAAUUCGAACCACUGUGGAUCAUAUUCUCCGCCGACAUGACUAUAAGGCUGAAAUACGAACUUAUCAUCAACAGUUUUAAAACGAUCGACGGCCGUGGCGCCAACGUCCACAUCACCGGCGGGGGAUGUAUCACCAUUCAAUAUGUGUCGAAUGUCAUCAUCCACAACGUCCACGUGCACCACUGUAAACCCUCCGGCAAUGCCAAUAUAAGAUCGACUCCAACUCACGUGGGUCAUCGAGGACUAUCGGAUGGAGAUGGGAUCUCAAUAUUUAGCUCGAGAAAGAUAUGGAUCGACCAUUGUUCAUUGUCGUAUUGUACCGAUGGAUUAAUAGAUGCAAUAAUGGGUUCGACGGGAAUAACGAUAUCAAACAGCUACUUCUCGCACCAUGACGAGGUGAUGUUGUUGGGACAUGACGAUCGGUAUGUGCAAGACUCGGGGAUGCAAGUCACCAUCGCCUUCAACCACUUUGGCGAGGCGUUGGUCCAACGUAUGCCUCGAUGUAGACAUGGCUAUAUCCAUGUCGUCAACAAUGACUUCACUGCUUGGCAAAUGUAUGCCAUUGGAGGUAGCGCUCAACCCACUAUUAACAGUCAGGGUAAUCGUUACACCGCUCCUGUGGACCCUAACGCCAAAGAGGUGACGAGACGUUUGGACGCGGCGGAGACAGAGUGGGCGGGGUGGAACUGGCGGACGGACGGCGAUAUUUUGGUGAACGGUGCGUUUUUUGUACCGUCCGGCGCCGGACUUAGCACCCAGUAUGGUAAGGCAUCCAGCGUGGAGCCUAAGUCGGUGGCUCUCAUCAAUCAACUCACUAUGAACGCCGGCGUCUUGGGCGCUCCAAGGUAUAAUGGCGGUGAAGGAAUUGUCUACCCAGGAUUUAGCGGUGGAAGUGGUGGAAAUGGUGAUGAGGGAUAUGGGGGUAAUACUGUUAUCAAUAAUAGUCCAAUUUAUGAAAACGGUGGUGGUAGUGGUGGUUAUGGUAAUGGUAAUGGUAAUGAUGACUACUUCGGAAUGAUAUUUAAAGCUAACGGCCAUAGAACAUUUCCAAUAUUUUCCUCCCUAAACUACUUGUGUACUCUUCUAAUUAUAUUCCUUUUGUAUAUAGUCACAAAUUAUAGCAGUACUUUAUUAUCUUUAUAGAAUAUGUAAAAGAGUUUUAAAUAGCUCGUAUAAUUAAUUAAUUAAAUCAAGCUUAGUUCAUUAUUAUUAUGCAAAA
Messenger RNA from Cucumis sativus (cucumber), 2153 nucleotides. RefSeq names its product probable pectate lyase 18. Gene Ontology annotation, molecular function: pectate lyase activity. The transcript has 5 exons. The record is from RefSeq and is a predicted model, not a curated record. Lineage: Eukaryota; Viridiplantae; Streptophyta; Magnoliopsida; Cucurbitales; Cucurbitaceae. The coding region runs from base 530 to 2077 and encodes 515 amino acids.